Molecule: messenger RNA, 369 nt
Organism: Dovyalis caffra
Lineage: Eukaryota; Viridiplantae; Streptophyta; Magnoliopsida; Malpighiales; Salicaceae
Source: the annotation of a GenBank genome assembly
AUGGGUCUCCUCUCGUGGUUUAAAGGGAGCUCCAAACCCGAAUCAAAACCCGCUCCUAACACCAUGAAACCCGAAACCUCGCCACCCACCGAAAUCCCCGGGAUGAACGGCGCGGUCGAGGUAUCCCGGCCACCCCCGAAGAACGUCACAGUUUUCGAGUUCGGGUCUGUAUCUGCUACCGCGGAUAAGGUUACUCUUGCCGGAUUCUGCCCCGUAUCCGACGACCUCGAGCCUUGUCGUUGGGAAAUCUUGCCGGCGAGUGAUGCCGACGCCCCGCAGUUUCGCGUUGGUGGUUGCCACUGGAGUUGGAUUGGUAGUAGAGCGGAUAAAUCUCCUAAUGUUGAGGCUAUUGUCCUUCACUUUUUUUGA